Molecule: messenger RNA, 2825 nt
Organism: Physella acuta
Lineage: Eukaryota; Metazoa; Mollusca; Gastropoda; Physidae
Source: RefSeq, a predicted model, not a curated record
AUCGCCUGACGAAGGAAGGUAAUCCAAACCUGACAAUGUCUCUCGUUGGUUUAACAGCCCUGAUCGUGGUGACCUUCGCCUUUGGUCACGUGACCAGUCUAGAACAAACAACAAUCGAUCAGUUGAAAAAUGUGGUAGCGGCACUAUCCAGACAGGUGAUGUUGCAACAGUUUGCAGCAGAAGAAAAGAUACGAGCAGACGGCGGCUCCGGCAUCAAACAAAUCAGAGUUGACGCGGACGGACCAGAGAACUUCUACGUCAACACCCACAGCGGGAGAUCUAUCAGCUCCAUACACGACCACUCCAACACCAUGCUCACAGUGGGUCAAGGUGAAGGACAGUAUGUGCUCAACGGUGUGGAGUUCCGUACCCGCCACAACGACUACCUCCUGCGCAUGCCCAGCACGCAGACCGGAAACUACAAUCAGAUGACUGAGAUUCCCUUCCCACCUGUUCCGCCCGAGGUCCUUGAAAAACCGACAGUCCAGGAGCAGAUCGCGGAACUCCGCGAAUGGUUCCAGGCAUGGAAAGAACAAAACUACCAGACCAGGGACUACAGACCUUACUUCAAGCCUGUGCUCUGCUACAUGGAAGGUUCGUGGACCACCAACACCAACAAAAUAGAAGAACCGUUCUUCAGUGACCGGCACGCCAUUGAUGCCUCGUCUUGGUUUGACCUUCAGGAAAAGGUUCGCUUCUCCGCCUACACUGGUAAGAAGAGCAUGAAAGAGAACUUCGCCUACCUCCCUACCACCAUCAUCAACAUCACAGAGAACGGGGUACCUGUGUACGCUCAGUGGAACUACAGGAUCGCCUGUCACCCUCUGUCUAAAGAUCUGCCUACGUCAUACCUGAAUCUUGUAGACGACCUGAGUGUCAGGUUGCCAAAUGGCUACACUCUAGAGGAGUAUAAGAACACCAGAUCAGCAAGGUUCAACAUCCUGGGACCGAGUGACAGAAGACUGACCUAUUACAACUACCUGGACGAGCUCAUGUCAGAGGUGCCAGGUAAAGACAACUACGGCGUCGUUCUACACGAUACCAGUAUGGCCGCCACCUACCUGCAUCCCACAGGAACCAACGGCACACUGCUGAACGUCGGCUACUACCACCGUCGUUAUAGAGUGGCAAAAGCUGAUGCUAUGGGCUUGUCGGGGGGCAGGAGGGGCUACAGCGAUCCUAACGUCUUCAUGGCUGAGACCACACAGGAAAGUAUAGCACCGGUGUCGCUGGUAGAGUGUGUCAAGAAAAGAAAAUGUACCACCGUUGUUAAACGAAUGUCUUACGCCAUCCCGCUAGAGAUCAUUUACCUGACCCCGCUGACCAACUGGAAUCCUUACAACAUCACCUACCACUACGGUAGUGAGGCGGCCAUUGUUACAAGCGACGGGAGAAAAGGAGGCUUUAAACCAAACACAGCGUAUAACGGAACCCACUAUUCGCUGUAUUACCGUACCCCAACCGAGUUCUUCACAGGGGCAGAGGUGGGGGUCAGUCCAGCAGACACGACAAAGGGAUCAGUCGGGGUUCUUGAUCAAGAAGGGGUCGUGAGGAAAGUAUCAGCAUCAGGGGUCAGGAUAUUUCUACCCAAAAUUCAAGGGAUUGGAUCAUUGAGGACGCGCUACCCCGUCGCCCCCGUUCACGGAGAAAGUAGUUCCGUGUGGAAAGAGUUGAACGCUCUGAAGAAAGUCGUCAUGCAGAUGUACACCAAUGAGAAGUACCUCACGGAAAAAUUGGCCAAACAACCGCUCUCAACCACAACGGCACCUUCCAAAAAACAACCAUCUACUGAUAAGGCUAUGAACAAAAUGAUAUCCCCACGGUCCCCUCAGGCUGUACCACACCUACGUCUUCUGACCAGCGUCGCGACCAGGGACCCCCCAGGGGAACAUGUCCACACCAUCGAGUUGACCGAAGAUGACCAGCUCGCCUUAUUCCGUGGUCAGAUCCUGGAUCUAACAACCAGCGAAGACAACUCCCACUCGCAUCAGGUGCGGGUGAAAUAUUUCAACAACAGGUUUCACGUCCUUUCCUGUGAUGGAAAGGGUUCCGUCCCCUGUUGGGAUGGACACACGUCCUGUCUGACCACAGAACAAGAGGACGCCUGCCCACCUGAAGAUUCGAACCUCGAUUCCGUCAAAGACCAAAUUUAAAUCUAAAAAUAGUUGUGUAACUCAAAAGUCUAUGUUUUAACUUAAAUUUCUUUUUUGAAAAAUAAUUUUAAAUAUGUUUAUUACAAGAACUUGGAAUUAAAAAAAUCCCCGUCCAGUUUAUACAUUAAUUGACUACACGGCAAGGUCCUAGAGAGGAGGUAGCUUUAUGUAAGCAUCACUAAAAUAUACUGCGAUUGGUUCCUGAAUGGUAGACACUCCUCACACUCCACAUACAACUAGGUUUUCAGUGACUGCUUCUCGGCUAAGUUCAGACAUCAGACUCAAAGCUUAAAAUCUGUUUAACACGUCAUUAAUUUUAUGUGUGUUGUUAGUCCAGAACAUUCUAAGCCGAUGGGCAAACAGCUGACCAGACCAUCCAUUAACCUCCCUCGGUCACAGAAACAGGUGAACUCUACUUCACCUGUUAAAUGGACAGUCAAGUUCAACUGGUUAUAUUAUCUGGCUACAAUUAUCCCCAGUAAUUGAAAAAAAUAUUGAAAUUAUUGCAAUCAUGUUCAUGUAAUAUCUUAUUAUAAUUAGCAAUAUGUUUCCUAUAUUUUAUUGACCCGGUGAAAAUCAAUGGUUAAAGCGUUUUUUAAAACAUUUUCUGUACAUAUUUUUGUAUAUGUAAAUAUUUCAAUCAGGCAAAUAUUAACCUACUUAGUAAUUUAU